Messenger RNA from Austrofundulus limnaeus, 4830 nucleotides. It is a transcript of the gene myt1b, whose product is annotated as myelin transcription factor 1b. Gene Ontology annotation, cellular component: nucleus. Lineage: Eukaryota; Metazoa; Chordata; Actinopteri; Cyprinodontiformes; Rivulidae. Gene Ontology annotation, biological process: regulation of transcription by RNA polymerase II. Gene Ontology annotation, molecular function: RNA polymerase II cis-regulatory region sequence-specific DNA binding; zinc ion binding; DNA-binding transcription factor activity, RNA polymerase II-specific. The record is from RefSeq and is a predicted model, not a curated record.
AUGAGUGUGGAGGGGGACGACAAGCGAACUCGCACUCGGUCAAAGGGAAUCAGAGCUGCCCCACCCCUGGAUGCGAUGGCCUCGGCCAUAUCAGUGGGAGAUACUCGCGGCACAGAAGCAUCCUGGCUUGCCCCGUAGCGAGGAAGCGCCGGCUGGAGGAAGCCGAGCAGGAACAGGAAAUGGAUAGGCCCGCCUCCAAGAGGAAGUCCCACCCCCUGAAGCUCACUCUGGACGAAGGCUUCAGCGCCGAGAGCGACGCCAGCAGCGAGGCCGAGGGCGAGGCCGAGAAGGACGGAGGGAAGGAGGAGGAGGACAAGGAGGCAGGAGAGGCAGAAGAAGAGGAUGCAGGCGCAGAGGAGGAGGAGGAGGUGAUGACAGAGCGCCUCCUGCAGGACGAACUGAUGAAUGGACGACAGGAGGAGACGCCACAGGAAGAGGAGGGGACGCAACAGGAAGAGGAGGAGACAAAACUGGCAGAGGAGGAGGAGGAGGAGGAGGAGGAAGAGGAGUGUGUGAUCAAGUCUGAGCUCGGACCCACGGAGAGUCGACUUCCCUCUCAGAGCGCCGAAGACGUGGCCGACUCCCUCCUCCACCUGGGUCGGGUCUCCGGCGGCGGCGCUGAGAGCGCGGACGCUCGGCAGCCUGUUGCCAUGGAGACUGAAUACGUCGGCGUGGCAGCGGAGCGAGGUGAGGAGGUAAAGGACGAGCAGGGGGGGCACGUGAACAAGGAGGAGGAGGAGGAGCAGGAGGAGGAGGAGGAGGCAGAAAGAGUUCAAGUACAGGAGGAGUCGCCUGCUCGGCUGAAAGAGGAAGAGGAGGAGGAAGAGGAGGAGGAGCUUGACAUGAGUGACCAGGUGGAGCAGAUCAAAGGUGAGGAGGAGGAGGAGGAAAUGGUCGUAUCGCUGCAGCAGACGCAGGAAACUCCAGCAGGAGACGAGGAAGAGGAGGAGGAGGAUGAAGAGGAGCACAGGAGGCGUUUCCUCUCCGUAUCCGAUGUGCCGACCGCCGUCCGGACCAUCACCAGCACAGCCGCCGCUCAGGGAACUCACCUGGAGAGCUACAUCAGAACCGGUCCACUGGACAAACCGGGCCCGGUUCAGAACUACAAGAGCAGCUCCCUGUUGAUUUACAGGACCGGUCCACUGGAGGACUACAUCCCCGUCCCCAGAGGAGACGACUACAACAUCCACAAGGCCUCGUCCUCGGCCUCCCYGGACGUCAUCGAGGUGCAGUCGGACAAGUCGGAGGAGAAGGACUUGGACGACCUGGACGGAGACGACGAGCGCGACGACGAGGACAGCCUGUCGCUGCGCUCCGGCGUCACCGACGAGUCGGAGAUGUUCGACAUGACCCGAGGGAACCUGGGCCUGCUGGAGCAAGCCAUCGCCCUGAAGGCCGAGCAGGUGAAGCUGGCCGGACCCAGAGAGCUGCUCCGCGCCCCGGACAUCCACCACCAGAGGUACUUCACCAUCGAGGACCGCCCCAAACACCUGGACGUCCUCCGGAAAACCUACUUCAGCAAAGAGAGGUCAGAAAAGAGAGAGAACAAGUGUCCCACACCGGGCUGCGACGGGACGGGUCACGUGACUGGUCUUUACCCCCACCACCGAAGCCUGUCGGGUUGUCCUCAUAAAGACAGGAUCCCCCCAGAGGUUCUGGCCAUGCAUGAAAACGUUCUGAAGUGUCCGACUCCCGGCUGCACGGGUCAGGGCCACGUGAACAGCAACCGCAACACCCACCGCAGUCUGUCCGGCUGCCCGAUCGCUGCUGCAGAGAAGUUGUCCAAGAGCCAGGAUAAGCAGCAUCUUCCUCAGGCCGGCGGCGAGCUGCUGAAAGGAAGUCCCAACGACAGAGUGCUGAGGCCCAUGUGCUUCGUGAAGCAGCUGGAGGUGCCUCAGUACGGCAGCUACAGGCCCAACAUGGCCCCGUCGACGCCUCGUGCCAACCUGGCCAAGGAGCUGGAGAAGUACUCCAAGGUCUCCUUCGAUUAUGCAAGCUUCGACGCCCAAGUGUUCGGGAAGCGCACGCUUGCUCCAAAGAUGACCACCAGCGAAACUUCACCCAAAGCCUUCAAAACUAAGCCCUCGUUCCCCAAGUCAUCGUCACCCAGCCUCAGCCUGCACGCUUACGGAAAGACGUCCGCCUUAGCCUACGACUACUCCCACGAUGCCGAAGCUGCUCACAUGGCCGCCACCGCCAUCCUUAACUUGUCCACGCGCUGCUGGGAGAAACCAGAAAACCUUAGCACCAAAGCGCAAAACAAGGAAAUGGACAUUGAGGUGGACGAGAACGGAACCCUGGACCUAAGCAUGAAGAAGCCCAUCAAACGAGAGGGUAGCCUGUCGGGCACCAGCCCCGAGGUUCGGUCCCCGGACCCUUCAUCUUCCUCGUCCUCCUCCUCCUCCCUCCAUCACAGCGGAAACAGCGGAAUGACAUCGCCGAACCUGCACACAUACAAGCAGGAGGACUGGGACGGACCUCUGGAUUUCACCAAACCCAACCGCCAAAGGGAAGAGGAAACAGACGAGCUGGAUCACACAGCCCAGUCAUACGUCUCAUCGGACCCAGAAGACUGUGACAUGAUGCAGGACUGUCUGGAGGACAGGAAGUACCCCGGAGAGGUGACCACCCCCACCUUCAAAGUCAAGUUUCAGCCCAAGGAUAGCAAAAAAGAGCUGCUCUCGUGUCCCACACCUGGUUGUGAUGGCAGCGGACACAUCACGGGGAAUUAUGCGUCCCACCGCAGUCUGUCUGGGUGUCCUCUCGCUGAUAAGAGCCUUCGGUCCCUCAUGGCGGCCCACACCCCUGAACUCAAAUGUCCCACUCCUGGAUGCGACGGCUCGGGUCACAUCACUGGAAACUACUCGUCUCACCGGAGUCUCUCUGGGUGCCCGCGUGCCAAGAAAAGUGGAAUUAAAACUCCUACCAAGGACAACCAGGAGGACUCGGAGCUUUUAAACAGAUGCCCCGUGCCGGGCUGCGACAGCCUGGGCCACAUCAGCGGGAAGUACGCCACGCAUCGCAGCGCCUACGGGUGUCCGCUGGCGGCGCGCAGGCAGAAGGAGGGGCUCCUGAACGGGACGCCCUUCAACUGGAAGGCCUUCAAGACGGAGGGGCCGACCUGCCCCACCCCCGGGUGCGAUGGGUCCGGACAUGCCAACGGGAGUUUCCUCACGCACCGCAGCCUCUCAGGAUGCCCCAGAGCCUUGUACGCCAAGAAGAAGGCCAAGUUUCCCUCAGAGGACUACCUGAGCACCAAGUUUAGAGCCACCGAUGUUUUGGACAAUGAUGAGGACAUUAAGCAGCUCAACAAAGAGAUCAACGACCUGAACGAAUCCAACAACGAAAUGGAGGCGGAUAUGGUCAACCUGCAGACUCAGAUCUCCUCCAUGGAGAAGAACCUGAAGAGCAUUGAGCACGAGAACAAGAUGAUUGAGGAGCAGAAUGAGGCUCUCUUCAUGGAGCUGUCCGGUCUGAGUCGGGCCCUGAUCCGCAGCCUCGCAAACAUCCGCCUGCCGCACUUGCAGGAGCCGAUCACCGAGCAGAACUUCGACCGCUACGUGAGCACCCUGACCGACAUGUACACCAACAAGGACUGCUUCCAGAGCCCGGAGAACAAGGCCCUGCUGGAGAGCAUCAACAAGGCCGUGAAGGGCAUCAAGGUGUGACACUCGGCUCGGUGAGGAACCUGAAGCUGGAGAAAACUUGAUGGAGGAGAUGUUGAAGUCCUCAACAACAUCAUUUAAAAACAAAAAACAAACAAAAAAAAUACAAAAAGGGAAUUCAGGUUACUUAAAUAAACGGCAACUUUAAAACUAAACCAACCCAGGGAACGCUCUGAAGAAAAGUGACCAAAAUCCACACCGUGCUGCUGCUGGGACUCAUCGGACGGAAGAGAAGGAGAAAAAGGUUUCCACAAACUUUACCUGGAAGUUUUAAAGUUUUACCCAUUCUUUUUUUAAUCUCCUCUGCUUCCGGAGCGCAGCGUGACCACAUUUUUAUUUAUUUAAAAAUUUUAUUAUUUUUUUUGAUGAGGUGUGGAUUUCAAAGCUGCACGAGAGGACUCUCACGGCGGUUUGUAGCACUCGCCACGGUGCUCACGUGCGUUCACCAGCUCCGAAAAAAAAAAGUUUGCCGCCGCCGCCACAAACGCUCGCAACCUAGCAAUAUGAAGCAACCGCCGCCUGAACGUUUGUGGUUUCACUGCAGCGAAAACGGAGUCGGAAGCAGAAAAUAUUCAGAUCUCAGAACAACUUAAUUUUUUUUAACCUUUUUUUUUUUACCUGAAACGUUUCCACUUCGGUCAUAUCAGUAAUAUUUAUCUAACGUAGGAAUUGCACUUCAUUUCAAUACUUUUUUAUUUUAUUAAUUUUAUUUUUUGUGGUACAAUUAUUGUUAUAAAUGAAUUAUUUAAACUUGUGAACUUUUAAAUUGUAACUUAUUGCCAUUUAUGUUAUUGAGGUUUAUUUAUUUGAAGCAAUCUAUUUAUUAUUAAUAUUAUUAUUUGUUUUGUAAGACAAAAAAAAAGAAAAUGCAUCUUUACUGAAAACUAACGAAACUUGCAUUAUUUUAAGAAUCUAUGAUGACGAAAAGGAAAGGUUUUUUUUAUAACAGAUCGAACACUUUUUGAUAAUUUUACAAGUAAAAAAUGUUGAGUUUUUAUUUUUAUUUGUUUGGUUUUUUUUGUUACGGGAAUUCACUGCUGAGAUGACGUAAAAAAUUUAUUUAUUAUUUAUUUAAUAUGAAAGAAACCGGCUGUAUAUUUAUUUUAUUUAUGUGCGUGAUGUGACGGUUCAGUCCGAGUAGAGUUAAUUAAACAAAAAAAAAAAA